CAUACCGCUGCUUCUCUCCCCACUCACGUCCUUCGCCGUCCUCGCUCUCCGCUCCAAGGCCGCCUUACACUCUCGUCCGGCUCUCUUUUGGCAUCAUCUCACUCAUCCUUUCUCUUUCUUUCCCUCUCUCUCUUUUCCUUACUCUGCCUUACCAACCCUCUUCUUUCUUUCUUCGUCUACCCUCCUCGAACACCCUACUCACCCUCCUCUCUUUCCGAAUACCAACUAUUUGUUACUCGUUCAGGCUCUCUCUUCCCCCCCCCCCAAUCCUUACCCUACUGCCAUGGGUUUGGGUGCCUCUCGGAUUCCGUUUGCUCUUCCUUAUGCAAACUCCCUCUUUACCUCUCCUCUGUUCUCCAUUGUUUGAUCCUAUGGAACGGGGUUUCAACCCGUCCUUCCGUGUAUUCGGCCACUGACCCGCAGCUUCAACGCUGCUUGUCGUCCUUGUUCCGGAUCCCCCAAGACAAUUCAUUCCCUCCAAUUCCUCGUUACCCUCCGAAGAUCGGACGCACAGUACAACCUUCGCUCUUGCUGUUUUACCAUCUCCCUCAUUGCUCCUCCCACCCUCCGCCUCUCCUCGUCCUCAUGCCGGCACUGGACGUUCCCGAGACCGGGGUGUCUCUCUGCAGAGACAACCCGGCCGCUAAGCCUCCCCAGAUCAUGCGAUUGAAUCUGGCCCAGAACACUCUCGACGACCUGAUCCAAAGUUUACGAAACGACCAGUCCGCUCGAGUCCGUCUAGGGAAGCACCCGGCUCUCUUCUACGGCUCCAAAUCCCAACCCUUCCACUCGUUCCCCGAAUCGCUUCCCUCCGAGAUCUACCGCGGCAGCUCCGCUGACAAAGAGAACCUAUAUUUCACGGGCCUUCUGAGCCACAGUUUGGAGGUGGAAAAGGCCAAGGAGGCGACCGCGGCCACCGAUCAGGCCCUGGCCAACCUCGAACAGAGCUUGAACGCCUUUGAAAGAGGGAAGGAAUCCAAGAAGACUCAUAUGAUUGAUGACGUUCGAGCUUUGCGAGCGGGUGACGGUCGGUCCACCAGCGGACGCCAGGCCGCGCUCUUGGCUGGCCGAUCGUCGGGCAAAGCGGAAUUGGAGAAAGACCGGUUGCUGAAAAACAAUGCCCCCAAUCGCUCCGUCUCCUCCAGUCCGGCCCUAGGCGUGGCUCGUUCUCCUGCCUCGAUUCCUCCCCUAACACCUACCUCCGCGCCGCUUUCGCAAAGUCGGGAUCGCAUUCGCCUCGAAGCCCUCAAGACUCCCUUCGUUCACCUCCUCGCCGUCCGUGCCGUUUCUACCAAAUUCCUCGCUCGUCAGACCCGCGCGUCUCUGGAAGACUGUGCCGCCCUCGCCCAGCAAUACGGCGUCAAGAAUCGGAUCAACCCGGAGAAGUUUGACCUUAAGGAUCGAACAUAUAAAGAGCUCGACGUGUGGAAGUUCCCGUACCCGUCCCAGGAAGAUCGCCAGGAGGCCAUUGAGAAUGCGAUCUCAGCAUUUGAUCGGUUGCGAAUCUCUCGCACCGACAAGCUCUGGCAGAUGCUGCUCCCCAAGGAAGAACGGGGUCAAGGUAAAUGCCUCUCGCGACUGAACCUGCAGACGGGCCCGAAGAAGAAGCCGGAAACUCCCAAGAUUCAGGUACAAAGCGCCGAUGACGCUAGCAAAGAGGGGUACACUACUGGCCCGGAUACCGACCGAACCGGUGCAAGUGUCUCUACCGCCAAAAGCGCGGAGCCCACAUCUGCUCCCAAGUCUGUUGUAGGGACGCAGAAGAAAAAAGCUGUCGAGAAGGAUGCCGUCAAAAAGCCGGCCGCCAAGGCCAAGACCGCGGCCAACAGCACCUUGACUGGUCGGAUCACCAAAAAGGCAGAAAAGGAAAAGAAGCCGGUGGCGAAACCAGACGGCAAAUUCAAAUCAGCGGAGUAUGUCAAUGAUUCGGACGACGAUGAUACGGACAUGCCAGAGGCACCACCGCCAGAGAAGUCCAAACUUGAAAAGACCAAGACCAAGCCUAAGCCCGCAAGCAAGCCGAUCGACGCCGCUCCCCGAGAAGCCUCUCAUGCUCCGACGCCCAAGGUGGAUGCUCCCGAGUUUCCACCGUCCAAGUCGGAGCCCGCCUCGCAAACCUCCAAUAAAUCUGUCUCGUCGAAGCGACUGCCAUCCGCUCGGGCUCCGGGCCAAAAGUCUCCCCAGAAGCCGUCGCCGCUUGGCUCUUCGCCGCCGACCAAUGCCUCCGAGCUGCAAAAUCGCAGUCGUUCGUCCAGUCAAAACAACUCCUCCAGCUCUUCGUCCUCCUCCCCACUGAUCACGCAGAUCGCCAAGCAAAACAAAGCCACCAAGACUCUACCCACCCCCGCGAAGCCGGUCAAGACUAACGGGAUUGUGAAGUCGGCCCCGGCGGUCAAUCCGUUGAAGCGGAAGGCUGAAUUGGAGCGACCGGUGGUGACGCGACCUCUCGCGGCGGGACGGACCACGGGAGACUUGGAGCACAAGCGCCGACGGGCCGUGAGCACGUCGAGCGGCAGUACUGGCAGCGCGUCGCCUCCCCUCAGCCGGGAAAUUCUUCUUCAGCAGCUGCGAGAGAAGUCGCAAUUGUUCAAGCAGAACUAUGCCAAAUACCGCACGUUGCACGACUCCAUGGCGGCCCAUCCGGAUCCCCCGCGGGCGGAUUUGGAACGUUUGCAAAGGCAGCACGCCAAGUUGCAGCGCAUGAAGAAAGAGAUCUGGGACGAAGAUCGACGUCUGCGAGACCGGUUAUAAUCACGCUUUUGCUAUUUGUUCACCAUGGUUUGAACAGUCCAGGGAUCCACGGAACCGAUUUGCAUUAUAUUUCCCAUUUCAUUGCACAGUUUAGCAUGACGAAGCCCACAUAUAUCUCCCACACGCUUCGAGGAGUUUCUGAUGGAUAUGUUUUUCCUUGAUUAAAUGUUGAUGUUUUUCCUUUGUCUGAUCAUUUACAUAUUUGCAUCUCUUGUCACUGUUGUACUAGCCCAAACAUGUGCAUGUAAUUCAAUCAAUCAAAAUUUAGAGAUCUGUC
Aspergillus melleus is the source of this 3028-nucleotide messenger RNA. RefSeq lists its product as uncharacterized. The record is from RefSeq and is a predicted model, not a curated record. Bases 586 to 2751 code for a protein of 721 amino acids. The transcript has a single exon. NCBI's taxonomy places the organism in Eukaryota, Fungi, Ascomycota, Eurotiomycetes, Eurotiales, Aspergillaceae.